AUCAGCCACCGGAUCAUAUCAUCCAGCUUCUAUUAUCACUCACUCAUUCUCUCGUUCAUCAUCUGUCAUUCUUUUCAGCAAACUGUGUUUGCUAGCCAUUCUUUAUCUUCAAUCCGAUAACCUUUCACUAUGAAGUACUCUCUCUUCACCGCCGUUGUUGCGGCUUUCGCAUCUGGUGUCAGCGCUGCUGACGCCGUCAAGGGCGCUGCUGAGGGUUUUGCUAAGGGUGUCACUGGUGGUGGCAGCGCCAAACCUGUCUACCCCUCCACUACUGCGGAGCUCAUCAGCUACCUCGGUGACUCUUCUCCUCGUGUCAUUGUCCUCACCAAGACUUUCGACUUCACUGGCACUGAGGGUAAGGCUACCUCUGCCGGUUGCCGCCCAUGGGGAACUGGCUCCGCUUGCCAGAUCGCCAUCAACAAGGACGGCUGGUGCGACAACUACCAGCCUAACGCUCCCAAGGUUGGCAGCAUCACCUACGACAAGGCUGGUAUGCUCGGAAUCACUGUCAAGUCCAACAAGUCUUUGAUUGGACAGGGCAGCAAGGGUGUCAUCAAGGGCAAGGGUAUCCGCAUGACUGGCAACGUCAAGAACAUCAUUGUUCAGAAUGUCCGUUUCACCGAGAUCAACCCUCAAUACGUCUGGGGUGGUGAUGCCAUCACCGUUGACGGCGCCGACAUGAUCUGGAUUGAUCACGUCACCACCGACCUCAUCGCCCGCCAGCACAUUGUUCUCGGUAACGGCGCUUCCGGUCGCGUUUCCAUCACCAACAACGAGAUCAACGGUGCCACCGCCUGGUCUGCUACCUGCGAUGGCCACCACUACUGGGGCAUGUACUUCACUGGCAGCUCCGACAUGGUCACCCUCAAGGGCAACUACAUCCACCACACCUCCGGCCGCUCCCCCAAGGUCGCUGGUAACACCCUUCUCCACGCCGUCAACAACUACUUCUACGCCAACUCCCAGCACGCUUUCGAGGCCGACUCUGGUGCCAAGAUCAUCGCUGAGGGUAACGUCUUCCAGAACGUCAAGGAGGCUGCUCAGUCUGGUCUCCCAGGCAAGGUUUUCGCUGUUGGCUCCAACGGCUCUGCCUGCAAGUCUGCUAUGGGCCGCAACUGCGAGCCCAACGCUUACGGCAGCUCUGGCACCAUGGCUGGCUCUGACACCAGCAUCAUUGCCGGCAUGAAGGGCAAGAACAUUGCCGCUGCCGGUACUGCUGCCAGCGCCAAGAACGUCCAGCAGACCGCUGGUUACGGAAAGAUCUAAGCGACUCUGAUGGAAUCAGCUAUCGCUUAAAGGAGAGUAACUUCAUAUGUUCUUGUAUAUACAUUCUAUCACUUCGUACAUAUUCCGUUUAAAUUGGAGAUUUUUUUGUCCUCCAUUGAAAAUCUCUGUCCCUGAAUUUCUAGUGUUCUAGUUCAUUACUAUGAUGAGUAUUGAGAUCUUCCCUUGACGCUGCCCUAUGAGCAACCGUUUAUUUGCGCUACCUUUUUCGAUAACAUCAGCUUGUUAUCAUCUUGUCUACCGAUAACGCAAAUCGAAAUACAUUGUGUGUGCCAAAGGGAGCUUCAAGCGUAGGAGAAAGGGUGAGUAGUAGAAACAAUGACGUAAUACGGUACACAGCG
Messenger RNA from Alternaria alternata, 1625 nucleotides. Its product is annotated as pectin lyase-like protein. Gene Ontology annotation, molecular function: pectate lyase activity. NCBI's taxonomy places the organism in Eukaryota, Fungi, Ascomycota, Dothideomycetes, Pleosporales, Pleosporaceae. The coding region runs from base 130 to 1266 and encodes 378 amino acids. The transcript has 2 exons. The record is from RefSeq and is a predicted model, not a curated record.